ACCCCAUCAUGGCGCUGCGGCGGCCGGAGCUGCUCCGGCUCCUGCUCCUGCCCCUGCUCGGCUGCAGACUCUUGGCUGUGGAGCUGAUCUCCAGCAACACCCAGCCCGUGGUGCAGGAAUUCCAGAGUGUUGAGCUGUCCUGCAUCAUUAAAUCCACUGUGACGCCAGAUCCCAGGAUCGAGUGGAAGAAAAUCCGAGACGGAGAAACCUCUUACGUGUUUUUUGACAAUAAAAUGCAGGGAGACUUUGCGACCCGGGCAGAGAUCCUGAGCCGGACAUCCCUGGUGAUCAAGAACACCACCCGGAUGGACACGGCCACGUACCGCUGCGAGGUGGCAGCGCCCUCCGACACCAAAAGCAUCGACGAGAUCAACAUCCAGCUCACGGUCCAAGUGAAACCCAUGACUCCCAGAUGCACUGUGCCUAAAGCUGUACCUGUUGGCAAGUCAGCCUCUCUUCACUGCCACGAGAAUGAAGGUUUCCCAAAGUCCACUUACAGCUGGUACCGCAACAGCGAACCUUUGUCACCCGACACGAAAGCCAAACCCCACAACUCCUCCUACACCCUGAACCCCGCCACAGGCACUCUGGUUUUCCACGCAGUGCACAAAGGUGACACAGGACGUUACUUCUGCAUAGCAACAAAUGAUGCUGGCUUUGCCAAGUGUGAGGAGCAGGAGAUGGAAGUCUAUGACCUCAAUAUCGGUGGGAUAAUCGGGGGAGUCCUGGUGGUCCUGGCAGUUUUGGUGCUCAUCACCUUUGGGAUCUGCUGUGCCUACAGGAGGGGAUACUUUGCCAACGGCAAAGAGAGCGGAGAAAGCUACAAGACUCCAGCAAAACCUGAUGGCGUUAACUAUAUCCGGACAGAUGAUGAGGGCGACUUCAGACACAAGUCUUCGUUCGUCAUAUAGGACACCAAAAGAAUACUGCAAAACCAGCAAAAGUGUGAAAAUACCUCCUCCAGGAACUCAAAGCAAGAGCAAAAGAUUAAUUAAGUGCGCUUGGAAGAGUUUGGAACACACAAGAACUCGAUAGCUAGCUAUCUGUAUAUCUUUUUUUUCUUUGCCAAAGUUUAAAGUAACUCCUCACUGCCCAACUCGCGUCUCCCCUGCCUCCGGAGAUACCAACAGGAUCACCUAAACCUGUCCUUGGACUAAGGAAGCAUUUUAAUACUUCCCAAGAGACUGGGCUGUGGAAGUUUGUGGCAUUGCCUUCUAUUUGUGCUGCAGGGACACGGCCACAAUGUGCAAACCACCCAGGGGGACAGCAUUAGGUAAACGUGCAGUAGACAUUGCUAGUACGUGCUACUAGUAGACAAAAAAAGGUGCUGAUACAGCAGUAGAUGGACUUCAAAGAGCGAGAUUUAUCCAUGCAAGGGGGGGGGUUUUCCUCCCAGCAGCUCAUUGCCCAGGCCUGGCUGGUGACUUUUACACAUUUGUGUGUAUAAAAGAUUGUCCUGUGCUCGACUCUGACUGCUCAGGAGCAGGGGGGGUGUCUCUGAACAGCCAACAGCGAACACCACUAACGUUCUCAGCCCCUGUGUAAACUUAAUUCUUGUUAUUUAACAUGAUGACCCACCAGGCCAGGAUUGCUUCUGUUCCCUGCUUUGUAGAGAACUCAUUGCACGCAGGUAACCCCUCCAUCUAAUCUGCACAAAGCAGACUUGCCUCCUGAGUCUUUCCGUGCUGAAAGAGGCUUAGAGGGGAGGCACAGAACGAGUGCUGAGACAUCCCUUUCAGGAAAAUUAAAGCCAAAUACUUUUCCUAGGCUGAGAUUGCCAUAAAAGGUACUGAGAUAUCUUCCAGCUUUUUUUACCUUCUCUGUUUCUUUUGUAGAACCCCACGUUCUAAAUUUUUUGCAAAGAUCUAUUUUGAUUACUUCAGAAAAAGGUAACAUUUCUAUUUAAAGUGUAAAUACGUGAUGCCAGCAGUGUUUAAGUAACGGAGCUAUUUUUUUACUGUUGAAGCUACAGAGAGGAGCUCAACUGUUGCUAUAAUAUGGCACUGUCAGAGCAUAUCAGUAUUAGUGCAAACUGUAUUAAAAAGCUGCAGGUGGAACAGCAUCUCUUUCCUCUUAAACCAGCUUCAGCCAUUUCCUUGUCACAAGAGGUCUUACCAGACACAGAACAGAGUCACUCAGGGAUAGUUUUUGUAAAUUUUAUGGCAGGAGCUAUCAACUUUUUUUUUUUAUAUAGAAAACUUCUCUUGCCAGUGACCAACACUUUGUUUUUGUUGUUGCAAGAAAUAUCCAGGGAUGGCUAUUUUGGAUUCAGUUCCAACGAGGUGACAGAGUGACUUCAAUGUUUGCUGCCCCUCUGCAGGUUCCCUAAAGCACUAACACGGUGUGACAGCUACAGCAACCCGACAGGUUUAAAGCUUACACGGCCAAGGCCACUGUUUCUGGAGCUGGGAAGGCAAAAGCACGACACAAAAGCACUUUCUCGGUGUCAGCUGAAACUUUUCUCUAGGUGGUAAAAAAAAAAAAACAUAAAAAAUUAAUUUGGUUCUUUUGGCUUGAGAGAGAAUAGCUGGAAACACAUGAAAACACCCACGUUGGUGGUGUUGAACGGCAAUAGGUGAUACAAGAUGUGGAUGCAACACUAGAACUGUGCUGUGGUUUAAGAAGUUUUUUAAUGUAGCAUAAUUUAGUGUUCUUGUAUUUCCAAUAUAAAUUGAGUUGUCUUAACUUUUCCUGUAUACAGUAUUUUGGAUACUUGACGAUUUGGACUGUCAGUGUUAUUUUUUAGUGUUCUGCAUUACUCUGCUUUGUUUCCUAAAGGCCCUCGCUGGACAUGCCAUUGCUGCAUUUGUUUUGCCUAAGCAAAGCAUUUCCACUUGUCCUUCUGCUGAUGAAAGUAAAAAUAAGGAUGGGGCAGCAAUAACCAGAUGCUCUCUGUGUGAUUCAGGCAUUACCACUGCUCUUUUGCAACUAUACUCUGGUAACCUUCUUAAGACAAGCUCUUCAGCCAAGCCAGCCAGUCCUGAUUGCUGCUUCUAAUCAUUCUGACAUUCCUUUGCACCCUCUGGAUAUCCACUGCUCCUUCUCUGUGCUGCUGCAAGGAUACCUGUGAUAAGGGAGAGAGAGGAAAGGGGUGAAUCAGGGUAGCUCUGGGCACUAUGGGAGCACAAUCCACAGUCUCACCAGGCAGCCUUCCUGUGAAAAACCAGCAAAGCUAAGAAUCAAAACUUCCAUUAUUUUCAGUUCUAAAAUGCACAGUGGCAUCUCUAACGAGAGAAGGGGAGGUGGUCCCCCUCCCCAUACAGCUCGUGGGAGCUGAUGGAUGGAAUUCAUUGUAUUGUUGUGAAUAAUAUUCAGGUUUGUACUAAUGUAUUACGUUUAACUUUGCCAAGAAUGUUUUACAUAAAUACCAAGCUAUAAAGCA
Pipra filicauda (Wire-tailed manakin) is the source of this 3382-nucleotide messenger RNA. It is a transcript of the gene JAM3, whose product is annotated as junctional adhesion molecule 3. Gene Ontology annotation, molecular function: protein homodimerization activity; protein heterodimerization activity. The record is from RefSeq and is a predicted model, not a curated record. Gene Ontology annotation, biological process: cell adhesion; angiogenesis. The coding region runs from base 9 to 911 and encodes 300 amino acids. NCBI's taxonomy places the organism in Eukaryota, Metazoa, Chordata, Aves, Passeriformes, Pipridae. The transcript has 9 exons.